AUGAGCUACUCCACUUGUCAUCACGUUUCGCCAGAGUGUCCCGUCUCCCUGACGACAUACGGGUACACUCCGAAUCUAGGCGGAAACAUCUUCUUCACAGCAUUCUUCGGUAUCCUCGGCGCUGCACAAGUAGGACUGGGCGUCUACUACCGAACAUGGACAUUCAUGAUUGCACUGGGCAUCGGCGCCUUAAUGGAGAUGGCAGGAUACAUCGGACGAGUGUUGAUGCAUUACAAUCCCUGGGAUGAAGGCGCAUUUAAACUGCAAAUCGUGUGUUUGGUUCUGGCGCCGACGUUCAUCGCUGCGGGCGUGUACCUUACCCUUAAGCAUAUUGUGCUGAAUCUGGGACCGGAGCAUUCGAUCCUGAAGCCACGGCUAUUCACUUGGAUCUUUAUCAGUUGUGAUAUUGGGUCUUUGAUUCUGCAAGCUGCUGGUGGAGGUGUUGCAGCGGCGGCGGGGAACGACAACCAGUUGUUGCUGAAGGCUGGUGAUGAUAUUAUUAUUGCUGGUAUCGCAUUCCAGGUGGUUACUAUGUCCGUGUGUGGGCUUUUCGCCCUUCAUUUCUUCUGGAACGUUGCAAAGAAGGGCAAUGGUCUGGCUGGGGAGAAGACUUUGGAUAGUAAUUUGGGCACCGCUGCUCCUGUCAUUUCUCCCAAUCAAAUGCGGUUAAUCAUCGCUGCUGAGGUCUUUGCUUACUUCACUGUCUUGAUCCGGUGUAUCUAUCGUAUCCCGGAGAUGGCUGGUGGUUGGGGCAGCGCCUUGAUGCAAAAGGAAAACGAGUUCUUGCUCUUGGAUGGAAUGAUGAUUGCUCUGGCCACAUUAACCUUCACUCUGGUCCAUCCAGGAGUGUACAUCCCCUCGAUGCGCACUAAGAGCAAAAAAUGA
Messenger RNA from Penicillium odoratum, 885 nucleotides. Its product is annotated as RTA1 domain-containing protein. NCBI's taxonomy places the organism in Eukaryota, Fungi, Ascomycota, Eurotiomycetes, Eurotiales, Aspergillaceae. The coding region runs from base 1 to 885 and encodes 294 amino acids. Gene Ontology annotation, cellular component: plasma membrane; fungal-type vacuole. The record is from RefSeq and is a predicted model, not a curated record. The transcript is spliced from 3 exons.